This is a messenger RNA of Paramormyrops kingsleyae, 2006 nucleotides long. RefSeq names its product inhibin subunit beta Ab (gene inhbab). Gene Ontology annotation, cellular component: extracellular region. NCBI's taxonomy places the organism in Eukaryota, Metazoa, Chordata, Actinopteri, Osteoglossiformes, Mormyridae. Gene Ontology annotation, molecular function: growth factor activity; cytokine activity. The record is from RefSeq and is a predicted model, not a curated record.
GAGAGAGAGAGAGAGAGAGCGCAGUUACCCUGCCCACUUCUACACAGCCAUUCAACUCCGGCAGACAGAAUCUCUGUGAGUCUCCACAGCACUGCACGUCCACAGGCACCAGGCGGGCCGGCCACUCAUCACACCAACUUCGUGGGGACAGCAGCCCAGCGCUGCUCCUCUCCAGAGCCAGCAGACCUCCUGCCCUCUCGCUCCGUGCGUCUCCUCUCAGCCAGGGAUUGUACUUUUUCCUCUGAAGUUACGCGCUCGUUCUGCCAAACUUUUUUCAAACUCACACACACGCGCGCACACGCACUUGCACGCACGUGAGCUGGUGUCCGGCUCUCUCCGGUGUGUGAACACAGACACGCCGCAGCCUCUUUGUCCUUCUGCCCGCGGGGGGGUGGGGGGGGAGCGUGUGUGUCUCUGAGCUCUUAAGCGCUGUUUCACCGCCUGCCGGCUGCGUCCGCCGCAGGAUGUCUUCACUGGUGCUGCUCACGGGAUUGUUGCUCCUGCUCUGUGGGAUCCUGGCCGGGGGGGGCUCUCCCACCCCCACUGGGGUCGCUGCAGGGCCGGCACUGGCCAAGGGGACUGAUCAGCUGUCGCCCCUGGCCACCGACUGCCCGUCCUGCGCGCUGGCACGGAUGGCAAGGGAGGGGGCAACGUCGGGUCAGCAGGACAUGGUGGAGGCGGUGAAGCGGCACAUCCUCAGCAUGUUGCACCUGAGCGCGCGGCCCAACAUCACGCAGCCGGUGCCCCGCGCCGCCCUGCUCAAUGCCAUCAAGAAGCUGCACGUGGGCCGCGUCAGCGACGACGGCAGCGUGCAGAUCGAGGACGAGGGCCAGAGCCGUGCCGAGAUGGACGAGCUGGCUGAGCUCACCUCCGAGAUCAUCACCUUCGCCGAGGCAGGAGAUUCUCCAGAUGCCAUCAACUUUCAGAUCUCGAAAGAAGGCAGCGACAUGUCUCUGGUGGAGCAGGCCAAUGUCUGGCUGUUCCUCAAGCUGGCCAAGACUAACCGCAGCCGGGCCCGGGUCACCAUCAGGCUGCUGCAGCGCCAGCAAGCCCCGGACGGGCAGGUCCGUGAAGUGUCCAUAGCACAGAAGGCUGUGGACACGCGCCGCAGUGGCUGGCAUACGUUCCCAGUGUCGGGCGCCGUGCAGAAGCUGCUGGAGCAGGGCGCCAGCACGCUGAGCCUGACGGUAUCUUGCGAGCAGUGUGCCGAGUCCAACGCCACGCCGGUGCUGGCUCCGGCGUCCAAUCGCGAGCGCGAGCAGUCCCACAGGCCCUUCCUCAUGGUGGUGGUGCGCCAAGCCGGCAACCAGCCACACCGGCGCCGCAAGCGAGGCCUUGAAUGUGACGGCAAGAUCCGCAUCUGCUGCAAAAAGCAGUUCCACGUCAACUUCAAGGACAUCGGCUGGAACGACUGGAUCAUCGCCCCCACCGGUUACCACGCUAACUACUGUGAGGGUGACUGCCCCAGUCACGUGGCCAGCAUCACAGGCUCCUCCCUCUCCUUCCACUCAACGGUGAUCAACCAUUACCGCAUGCGUGGCUACAGCCCCUUCACAAACAUCAAGUCGUGCUGCGUGCCCACGCGCCUCCGCGCCAUGUCCAUGCUAUACUACAACGAGGAGCAGAAGAUCGUCAAGAAGGACAUCCAGAACAUGAUCGUGGAGGAGUGCGGCUGCUCCUAAGGUCCCCGGGACGUGGGAAAGCAUCGGCCCACUACGCCUGUGCGUCUGUGAGGGGGGAGGCGGGCCUGGGAUCAAGGGGGGCGGGGCAGGGCAAGCGCGGCCACCAAGCCGCCAUCCCGCCGCUGGUCAUGGACUCGAAGCCUUACUUUGAGACAACGCCAAAUUGUUCGGCAGUGAGUGAAGCUGACGGGAGGACAGUCUCUGUGGCACUUUCAGAUUAAGAAAAAGAGAGAGAUACGUAAUAUAUUUUUGUUACAAAUGGAGGUACGGCGGGGAGGACAGAGUAUUUAUGUGGUGAGGUACAGCGGGGUUGGGGGGUGUGUG